GAAAAUGAAAGAGCGUGGCUCAUCGAGCGAAUCAUCAAGCCAGAAUACCCCAAGAUCUUGGACACACUACAUGAAUGCGUGGAGGCAUUGGAGGAUGGAACCCCCAAUCAAUUAGCCUUGAGCUCCUUUAAAUCUGAGGCCGUUAAAGGUAUCAUCGUCCGCCAGAGGCACCAGCUUACUAAGGUUGACUUCAUCUUGAAGAUGAAGGGGUCGCAUAAAUCGUCCAGAUACGAGUCAAACAAGCCCAUUGACUUGUCACAGAUCCCACAGGCGCUCCAGCUAGUUUUCCAGGCCGUUGAAAGAGCGGAAGUACUCUUUUCGUUGACGAAUUCAGAAAACAUACAGACCCACAUGAAUGCGCUCCUUGAGGCCAUCGCAUUUGCCAAGCUAGCGCUCCAGAUCCCAGAGAAGCAGCUCUUCUUCCCUUGGCAUGUCAUUGAUAGUGCCAGUUUUACGCCUGUCCUUCCACCGACCGUUUCGUUGGACUUUUUUGUGCAUGAAGCGCUGCUUGGGUUUGAGGUGCGAACGUUAGAGCCGGUCACCGAGUCCCCGUGGUGCACCAUUGGACCCGAUGGAAAGAGUUAUGUGGACCAAAUGAGAGAAAAGGUUAAGAACCGCACUCAAAGUGUUUCCAAUGUACGUGACGGUAAAAGCGUGCCGGGAGGAGGGAGCCAUCAUGGGGCAACCUCCAUUUCUAGCUUCUUCCCUAGUUUUAGAAAGUCCAAACCGGAAGACUACUUGACCAAAUGUUCUACAUAUAACAACUCCGUGGUUAUGGAGCUCGAGAAGUGCGAGGUUUCGAUAUUCGAUCCCGUUUUGAUGAAAUGCGGGACCAAAUUGGAUGGCUUGCACCAUCUCGUGAGCAAUUUAUACAAGAACUUGAAGGAUAUUUCAGAGUGA
This is a messenger RNA of Babjeviella inositovora NRRL Y-12698, 900 nucleotides long. RefSeq names its product Rav2p (gene RAV2). Lineage: Eukaryota; Fungi; Ascomycota; Pichiomycetes; Serinales. The transcript has a single exon. The record is from RefSeq and is a predicted model, not a curated record. The annotation marks the transcript as partial. Gene Ontology annotation, cellular component: RAVE complex.